AUGGCGCCAUACUGCGCGUACGAUCCUCUCCAUCUCGUCCCCCAAAUAUCCGUCCCGUUACAACCGAACCAGCCCCUCGACUCUCGCGGAGCGUUCGUCGUUCACGCUCGCUCGGCCGUCUACAUAUGGAUCGGAGAAAACUGCGCCUCAGACAUGACCGAUUGCGCCAGGACCGCGGCUUCUCACGUGAUCGCGUACCGUGUUGCCGAGGGACCCGUUGUGUUCGUCAAGCAGGGCGAAGAAACGCCUCAGUUCUGGCUUGUUUUCGAAACCGAACAAGAUCGUUUGCGAACCCCAGAGAUCGCAAACGAGGGCGGAUCGGUUGAAGGACGUCCAGUGGUUUCACUUCCAAAGGUUCCGAAUGAUAUCAUCUUCAGAGGUAUACUAUCGAGACUCCCUGUCAGAAGCCUUUUACGUCUCAUGUCAGUUUCCAAGUAUUGGAAAUCGAUGAUUGCUUCGGAUCCUCACUUGGCUUUAGACCAGAUGAAUAGGUCUGUGAAGAGUACGUGUAGUUUCGAUCGCCGAAGGAUUCUUAUUUGGGAUUUGGAUUCAGUUUUCUUGCAAGACAAGAAAUGGGUUGGGAACAGUUUCUUCACCAUACGAAAGAUCACUUGUCCAGUUGAGGAUUUCUCGUGUUAUCUGAUUGUGGCUGCGUGCGACGGCUUGGUUUGUUUGCGUAAACGAAAGAUGGACAAUGUGAUCUUGUUCUGGAACCCGUUAACGGGAGUGACCAAGAGAGUGUCAGAACCGCCCGUGCCGACAACGCCUCCGAAUUUCAGUUAUGGCCUUGGUUAUGAUUCGUCCAGUGAUGAUUACAAGUUGGUUAGGAUUUGUGCAGAGUUAAGUGAUGCCGUGAAUAAGGUGUUCCGGACGAAGGUUAGAGUGUACUCAUUGAGACACAAUUCUUGGAAGCAGGUUGAGGACUUCCCCGGUCAAUUGCUUCGUCCAGGCGUACUUGGGGUGUUCUUUAAUGGAGCUCUCUAUUGGACCACAUAUGAUACGCAGAGUGAAGAUGAACCUUGGAAGGUCACCGCGUUUGAUUUGGCGAAGGAGGAAUUCAGUACCCUAGAAGUACAUAGUGACUUCAAGCCGAAAUCCUCUUACAUCGAAAUACGGUUACUAGAUGAAAAGCUCUGUUUGUAUUAUCCUCCUCCACAUAGGGAGAGAUGGGAGCGCGACAGGGGUGAUAGAAGUAGUAUUAACUUUUGGUUGAUCAGUGAACAUGACAAUAGUGAGACAUGGAGUGGAUAUGCAAUCGACAUACCAUCUUGUAAGACGUUCACUCCGUUGUGUAUGCUGAAGAAUGAUGAAGAAGUCUCGUUGGCAUAUGGUGAAGGGAAAAUAGGCGUUUACAAUUUGGAGGAUCAUACAUUAGUUAGGGAUUUACAUAUCCCUGGCAUUCCUAAAGAUUUCGAAGGAGUAACCUUUACGGAGAACCUCAUUUCACCGGAUACAUAUAAUGGUCUGGUUCGUUGA
Molecule: messenger RNA, 1476 nt
Organism: Rhododendron vialii
Lineage: Eukaryota; Viridiplantae; Streptophyta; Magnoliopsida; Ericales; Ericaceae
Product: F-box/kelch-repeat protein At3g06240-like
Exons: 1
Coding region: 1-1476 (491 amino acids)
Molecular function (GO): protein binding
Source: RefSeq, a predicted model, not a curated record